Penicillium mononematosum is the source of this 828-nucleotide messenger RNA. RefSeq names its product cutinase-domain-containing protein. The transcript has 3 exons. Lineage: Eukaryota; Fungi; Ascomycota; Eurotiomycetes; Eurotiales; Aspergillaceae. Gene Ontology annotation, molecular function: hydrolase activity. The record is from RefSeq and is a predicted model, not a curated record. The coding region runs from base 1 to 828 and encodes 275 amino acids.
AUGCGUCCAACUCUUCGUCUUUCCUUUCUGGCCGUCUUAGCCACAUGCGCCUCAGCAUUCGCUAGGCCCACUGUCUUUGCGCGUAACAGCCUGACAGAAGCUGUCAAUACUUUGGAAUGCCGAUGUGGCAGUGCAGAGUUUCUCACACUGCCUCACGCCAAUAUCACUGCUCGGGAAAAGGCUAGGCAAUGCUCAAGCUACAAGUUGAUUGACGCCCGUGGAACCACUGAACCGCAGGGCGUCUCUACAAUGUUCUACCCCAUGAUCGAGAACAUCCUUGCCAAUAUCAGUGGUGGUGUGAGUCUACCUGUGGAGUAUCCAGCGGGUACUGCCCAGAACACGACUACUGGCGAGAAUUUCGUAUUGGAUAUUAUUAGAGAAGGCCUUUAUCAAUGCCCUGGUCAGAAGUAUGCUCUCUUUGGCUACUCCCAAGGCGCUACCUUGAUGCUCAGAGUCCUCAACCGACUUGAUCAUCGUGCUCUAAGCUUGGUCAAAUCAGUCAUCCUCGUCGGUAACCCGUAUCGCACGCCUGGAAGGUUGUCUAGUGUCAAUGAAAAAGGUCAAAGAGAUUAUAGUGACUCUGUUGGCAUAUUCACAUCUUCCGCUCUUGCUGAAAACAAAUCCGCUGCCGUUCCGCAACUUUCGGUUGAUAUCGACCGUAGUGGCAAGGUUUUGGAUUAUUGUCUUGCUGGAGAUGGUGUAUGCUCCUACAACUCCGCAUGUCCUUGUCAAACUCCCGCUGGUCAUCUCUCCUAUGGACUAGUCGACACUGUGCAAACGACUGCCUUUGAACAUGUUGUUUCUCGAAUCAAGGGUGGUUUUAAAUAA